Topomyia yanbarensis is the source of this 1719-nucleotide messenger RNA. RefSeq names its product dentin sialophosphoprotein-like. The record is from RefSeq and is a predicted model, not a curated record. The transcript is spliced from 2 exons. The annotation marks the transcript as partial. Lineage: Eukaryota; Metazoa; Arthropoda; Insecta; Diptera; Culicidae.
AUGAUGUUUGUAGUAAUUCAUGUUUUUUUUCCAGAAGAAGACUGGCAAAAUGACAAAACUGGCCGCAACCAACCUAAUGAACAAGAUGAAUCAAAUGAAUCAAAUGAAUCAAAUGAAUCAAAUGAAUCAAAUGAAUCAAAUGAAUCAAAUGAAUCAAAUGAAUCAAAUGAAUCAAAUGAAUCAAAUGAAUCAGAUGAAUCAGAUGAAUCAGACGAAUCAGAUGAAUCAGACAAACCAGAUGAAUCAGACGAAUCAGAUGAAUCAGAUGAAUCAGACGAAUCAGAUGAAUCAGACGAAUCAGAUGAAUCAGAUGAAUCAGAUGAAUCAGAUAAAUCAGAUGAAUCAGAUGAAUCAGAUGAAUCAGAUGAAUCAGAUGAAUCAGAUGAAUCAGAUGAAUCAGAUGAAUCAGAUGAAUCACAUGAAUCAGAUGAAUCAGAUGAAUCAGAUGAAUCAGAUGAAUCAGAUGAAUCAGAUGAAUCAGAUGAAUCAGAUGAAUCAGAUGAAUCAGAUGAAUCAGAUGAAUCAGAUGAAUCAGAUGAAUCAGAUGAAUCAGAUGAAUCAGAUGAAUCAGAUGAAUCAGAUAAAUCAGAUAAAUCAGAUGAAUCAGAUAAUUCAGAUAAAUCAGAUAAAUCAGAUAAUUCAGAUGAAUCAGAUGAAUCAGAUGAAUCAGAUGAAUCAGAUGAAUCAGAUGAAUAAGAUUAAUCAGAUGAAUCAGAUGAAUCAGAUGAAUCAGAUGAAUCAGAUGAAUCAGAUGAAUCAGAUGAAUCAGAUGAAUCAGAUGAAUCAGAUGAAUCAGAUGAAUCAGAUGAAUCAGAUGAAUCAGAUGAAUCAGAUGAAUCAGAUGAAUCAGAUGAAUCAGAUGAAUCAGAUGAAUCAGAUGAAUCAGAUGAAUCAGAUGAAUCAGAUGAAUCAGAUGAAUCAGAUGAAUCAGAUGAAUCAGAUGAAUCAGAUGAAUCAGAUGAAUCAGAUGAAUCAGAUGAAUCAGAUGAAUCAGAUGAAUCAGAUGAAUCAGAUGAAUCAGAUGAAUCAGAUGAAUCAGAUGAAUCAGAUGAAUCAGAUGAAUCAGAUGAAUCAGAUGAAUCAGAUGAAUCAGAUGAAUCAGAUGAAUCAGAUGAAUCAGAUGAAUCAGAUGAAUCAGAUGAAUCAGAUGAAUCAGAUGAAUCAGAUGAAUCAGAUGAAUCAGAUGAAUCAGAUGAAUCAGAUGAAUCAGAUGAAUCAGAUGAAUCAGAUGAAUCAGAUGAAUCAGAUGAAUCAGAUGAAUCAGAUGAAUCAGAUGAAUCAGAUGAAUCAGAUGAAUCAGAUGGAUCAGAUGAAUCAGAUGAAUCAGAUGAAUCAGAUGAAUCAGAUGGAUCAGAUGGAUCAGAUGAAUCAGAUGAAUCAGAUGAAUCAGAUGAAUCAGAUGAAUCAGAUGAAUCAGAUGAAUCAGAUGAAUCAGAUGAAUCAGAUGAAUCAGAUGAAUCAGAUGAAUCAGAUGAAUCAGAUGAAUCAGAUGAAUCAGAUGAAUCAGAUGAAUCAGAUGAAUCAGAUGAAUCAGAUGAAUCAGAUGAAUCAGAUGAAUCAGAUGAAUCAGAUGAAUCAGAUGAAUCAGAUGAAUCAGAUGAAUCAGAUGAAUCAGAUGAAUCAGCUGAAUCAGCUGAAUCAGCUGAAUCAGCUGAAUCAGCUGAAUCAGCUGAAUCAGCUGAAUCAGCUGAAUCAGCUGAAUCAGAUGAAUCAGAUGAA